AUGAUUUUUCAUCAUAGGCAGCAGGAGCUGCUCUUCAUCCCCGGCCCAUUAUUCACUCCAUUCCCAACGCUCCUGUUCCACAGGUCGGCUUCUGACCGAAGAACUGCAGGGCAGGAAAGAAACGUGAGGAAGAGCAGGCAACAGAAACGGGCACGGAGAAGAUUUAAAUCCCGGUGCUGUCCCUGUCCCCGUGCUAUCCCUGUCCCCGCGCUGUCCCGGUGUGGCUGGCGCUCCCGGAGCCCGGCAUUGCGGCAGGCAGUCCCGGAGGCGGCGCGGGGCCCUGCGGGCGCGGCGCGGGGCGGGCUGAGGGAGCGCCGCCCCUUCCUGCGCGAGCUAUGGCACUGCAGGGGGCGCUGCGUCGCGUGGCCGCGGCCUGGGGUGGGCGGUGAGUGCAGGCCGGGGGCGCCGGACCGGCACCGGGAAUGGCCCCGGGAAUGGGAAUGGGAUAGGGACCGGGGCACGGAUAGAGAUAGGGAUCGGGACCGGAACUGGGAUCGGGACAAAGACACGGUCUGGAGCGAGGACUGGGAUCGGCACUGGGAGUGCGACAGGGAUAAGGAUCGGGACCGGGAUCUGGACUGGUAUCGCUAUAGAAUGGGGAACAGACAGACCGCUUGUGUAGGAUUGUCGUGUGGUGCUACCGUGAAUCAAAUACAGGACAUUAUUUCACGCAACUGUGUGGUGAUUUUCUCUAAAACAACAUGCUCAUACUGCAGUAUGAUAAAAAACCUCUUUAAGGGUCUGAAUGUGAGUUACACAGCUGUGGAACUGGACCUAAAUAGAAAUGGAAAGCAGUUCCAAGACAUUCUGGAACAGAUGACUGGUGGCAGAACAGUCCCAAGAGUGUUUAUCAAUGGGACUUGUGUUGGAGGUGCAACAGAUGCUCAAAGGCUUCAUGAGGAAGGCAAACUGCUUCCUUUAAUUAAUCAGUGCAAAUCGAAGCAACCUUGCUGAGCAACCACCUCUAGCUUCGUCUUCCUUUGUAUGAACAGAGUUUCAGAUGAAAUCAGAAGAUCACAGACACAGCAUGAGCUGCACUCAACAACCUCAAACCAUGGCUUUCUGAAUUACAGAUCACUCUUGACAGACUUUAUGGCUUUGGUGAAUUACUUGGUGUCCUUGCCUCAGCUUUCCCACAAGCCCAAUGGUCAUUAGCAAACAUUCUGUAACUCUUGGGGCUCUUAGUGAGACAGUGAUGUCACUUCAUGGUGAUUGCAUCCUGCUCCAGGGAAGCCCAGGCUCUGCUAAAAGAAUCCUGUGGGUUUUGCUGCACAUUAGUUUGCUUUCUAGCUUUGUCUCAAUAAAUUGUCAAUUUUAUUUUAUGGUUUCUUUAAAUAUAAUUAUUCUGUGUCAAACUGAAGUGUAAAGCAAACCCAGUUUGUAGUGAUAGUGGUGUGUGCAUGUCUGCCUCUCCUGCACGCCAGUGCCUGAUCACCCAGCCCCCAAAUCGUGUGUCCAAUGGAACAGAAAAGGGAAUAAAGACUCUGGCAGCUUUA
Messenger RNA from Zonotrichia leucophrys gambelii, 1496 nucleotides. It is a transcript of the gene GLRX2, whose product is annotated as glutaredoxin 2. Bases 1 to 954 code for a protein of 317 amino acids. Gene Ontology annotation, cellular component: mitochondrion. The record is from RefSeq and is a predicted model, not a curated record. Gene Ontology annotation, molecular function: protein-disulfide reductase activity. The transcript has 6 exons. Lineage: Eukaryota; Metazoa; Chordata; Aves; Passeriformes; Passerellidae.